AUGGACGGCGGUCACGGCGAGGGGAACGCGGGGGGAGAGGGAUCUGGGCGCGGAGCACGGGUAAGGGGUGGUCGAGGGGGAUCUCGCGGAUCUGGGCGAAGGGGAGGUGGAUUCGGCGGAAGGAGCGGGGGGUUCGGCGGAAGGCGAGGGGGAUUCGGACAUGGACAUGGGGGAGUAGAGGCGGGAGCAGGCAGGGGAGAUGGCGGGGGAGGAGACCGGGGGAGGGGCCGAGGGAGGGGGAGAGGCGGACAGGAAGGGAUUAACGGCAUGUUAGGAACCCGAACUACAUCUGCUAAUAACGACACGCAGCCGCCUGCAUCGACGGCUUAUGAUAUCAGCGCGGGGAUUCCUGAAUCCGCCGUUAUAGUCAACCCCGAUACUGUGACGACGCGUUUAGCUGCUUCUUCUAUUAUCGCGACGGCGAAGCGAGUUGUCGUGGUCGCUUCGGGAGGUGCAGGAUCGGGAGGUGCAGGAUCGCAAUCUGCGGAGGAGGACAAGGCGGCGCGGAAGAGGAAGAAGAAAGAGAGGCAGAAAGAGAAGAAGGAGAUGAUGAAGAUGAUGCAAGAGAAGCAGGCGGGGGAUGAUGCAGCCGGAGUGGGGAAGGAAGAAAUUGAGCAGCAGCAGCGAGCCGCAGAAGCUGAAAAGCCAGCUGUAGUGGCUAAAUCUUCGGACGCUGCAGAGGGGGUUAAAGUGGCGGCUUUUGCGGCGCCUCAAAAGGCUGAAUUGGCGUUUACUGGGGCUAGCAAUAGCGAGAACAGGGGGAAGGAGAAGGGUUUCAGGGGGUGCUUCGCCCCGCACUUGCCGCUUGAAGUUGCCAAGCAGAGGAUCCAGGACGGCACCCUUUUUGCUGCAUCAUUCAGGGUCAACGCGCGGAAUCGAUUUGAGGCGUAUGUGACUAUAAAGGGAGUUCCUCGGGAUGUCCUGAUUUAUGGUCUCAAGGCACAGAAUCGAGCGGUUGAAGGAGACACAGUGGCAGUGGAAGUAGACCCUCCGUCACUGGAACCCAGUCAUCCACAGAUAGGCGCCACACAGGAAGAAAAUGACUCUCUGAACACUCACAGCGCGCCAAGCACUGGUGCAGCGACUGGAGUUGAGGCAGGGAGAGGAGGGAGAGGAGGGGGAGGAGGGGGGAGAGGGGGAGGAGGGGAGAGAGAGGAGGGGAGUAGGCAGGGGGGAAAGGCGGAGGCGGUAGAGAGGCUGGCGCGGGCAGUGAGGGGGAAUCCGGAUCUGCGGCUGACGGGGCGUGUGGUGGCGAUUGUUCAUUGGUCUGCGCGGAGAGAGGCGGUGGUGGGUAGGUUAGAGCUGCAGCCGGCUGCAGGAGCGCAGAUAGAGAAGGAGAGGCAGAGGCGACGGGCAGUGGAGAGGAAGAAGCGAGUGGGGGAGACGCAGCAGCGGAAGCAGGAGAAGCAGGGGCAGCAGGGGCAGCAGAAGCAGCAGCAGCAAGAGAAGGAGCAACAGCAGGAGCAGCAAGGGCAGCCGGCCGCAAUGGGGGGGAAUGCGAAGGUGAAUGGGAGUGGGGUUACUAGCGGAGGAGAUGAGAUUGAAGAGGGGGAGGUGAUUGGGGAAGAGGAGGAAGUGAUUCUAGAGGAGGGGGAGGUGGUUGGGGAAGAGGAGGAGGGGGAAGUAGUUAUGGAGGAGGGGGAGGUGGUUGGGGAGGAGGAAGCGGUAUUCCUAUCUAUGGAAGCUGUCCGAAUUAGUACCCUACCCAAGGAGAUUAAAGACCUCGUCUUAGCAGCCGCCGCUGUGCCUGACACGCGUCAGAAGGCCGGCAGCAGGAGGACCAAUAAGAGCGGCCCUAGCAUUGCACCAAUAGAAGAGGCUGCUUCUGUCGCUGCUGAUGCUACGGAUGCGACCAGGGCUGAUGGGACUGAGUCCGUAGCGAAUGUGGCUGUAGCGGAGACAGCUGUAGCGGCGUCAGUAGCAGCCGCAGAUGAGGCGGCAGCGGCUGUAGCAGCAGCAGCGGAGGUGAGGCAGAUGCUAGUAGCAGCCAGGCUGUCACGCUGGUCUGCAGGCCAGUUCCUGCCCUUCGGUAUAGUCACACAGAGCCUGGGGCCGGCAGGGGACGCUGAGACCGAAACGAGGGCGAUUCUGGCGCAGUUUGGGAUUCAUGGGGCGGAUUUCUCGCCAGAGGUGCUUGCAGAGUUGCCUUGUGGGGCUGGUGGGACGAGGGGUGAUAGUGAUGGUAAGGGUGGUGAUAAUAGUGAGGGUGAUACUAAUGAGGGUGUAAGCACCGGCGGCGGCAGCAGCAGCAGCAGCGGGUGGCAGAUUCCUGCAGAGGAGAUAGCAGUUCGCAGGGACUUUAGGGGCCAGCGGGUGUUCACUAUCGACCCUCCCACUGCUCGAGAUUUGGAUGAUGCUCUCUCUAUAACGAGGAUAAGGGCUGGGGGGGCUAAGGGGAAGAAAAAAGGAAAGGGGAAGGAGAAGGGGAAGGGGAAGGGGGGGUUAGGGAAGGUAGAGGGGGAGAAGGCAGAGGAGGAGAGAGAAGAGGAGGGGAAGGGGGAGAAGGAGGGAGGAGAGGAGGAGGAGGAAGAAGAGGAGGAGGAGUUGUACCAAGUGGGCGUUCACAUUGCUGACGUGUCAUACUUCAUACCGCCCGGAUCCGCACUAGAUGCCGAAGCCGCCCGGCGGUGCACGACAGUGUAUCUAAUCCAGCAGGCCAUGCCGAUGCUCCCCCGCCCGCUGUGCGAGGACCUCUGCUCGCUACAGCCGGGGGUUGACAGGCUGGCGUUCUCGGUGGUGUGGGAUGUGACUGUAACGGGGGAGGAGAUGAUCGAUGGGAGGUUUGGGGGAGGGGAGGAGGUGGCAGGGUGGGGGCGGGGAGGGGGAGAGGGGAAGAAGGGGAAGGAGGUGAGGGAGGAGGGGGAUGAUGAGAGUGGGAUUGGGAGUGUGAGUGAAGGGGGGAGUGAGGGGGCGGGGAGCAGAGGAGGGGACGGAGAGGGCGGAGAAGGCGGAGGGGGCGGAGGGGGAGGAGGCAGUGGAGGGGUGGGGAAGCUGGACGGCAGAGUGAACGAGGACUGGCGGCCGGUCGUAUACGGAGGCCACAGGUGGCACGAUGUGAUUGGAGACGUGCUGGCGCUGCACCGUAUAGCGCAGAGCCUGAGACGGGCAAGGGAGGAGAGGGGUGCGCUCAUGCAGCUGCAGACAUCCAAACUGAGGUUCUCCUUUGAUGCAGAGGAAGGGGAGGAGGGGGAGGAGGAGCUGGGGGGCAUUGGGGAUGUGGGCGUGGGUAACAACACCAACAACACCAACACCAACACCAACACCAGCACCAGCACCAGCAGCAGCGGUGGCGGUAGCAAUGGUAAUAAGUGGAGGCCUGUGGGUGCAGCGGUGGCGCCGGCAACAGCAGCAGCGAACCAUCUGGUGGAGGAGCUCAUGCUUCUGGCCAACACCACCGUGGCGAAUAUCAUUUCUCGCGCCUUCCCUUCCGAUGCUCUGCUCAGGCGCCACCCCCCGCCCAACGCCAAGAAGAUGGGCGAUUUCCUGCGCUUUGCCUGCCAGCAGGGUGUGCUCUCAGCAGGGUUCUGCAAGAAGCUGGUGCAAGAGUGCCCGGAAUUGAAGCAGCUUAUAGCGGGUACAAACGGGGCGGGAGGGGCUGGAGGCUUGGAGGAGAUGGGAGAAGGGGAGACGGAGGGAGGCGGGGGUGGCAUGGAUGGAGUGAUACCGUCCAAAGUGCUAAGUGAAAUACUUAACGAGGUGGGGCGGGCGGUGGAGGAUCCAGGGGAGAAAGCGCUGCUGCUGCUGAUGGCGACUGAACCCAUGCAGCUGGCUCAGUACUUCUGCCGAGGACAGUGGGGUGGGAAUGAUGGGGAUGGGGAUGGGGAUGGUGAUGGUGAUGAUGGUGGUGACGAUAAUGAUGGGUUUUUCAGGGGAGGUGGAUUUCGGGGAGGCAGAUCUGGGGGAGGCAGGUCUGGGGGAGGUAGAUCUGGGGGAGGCAGAUCUGGCAGGGGAGGUAGGUCUGGGGGAGGUAGAUCCGGGGGAGGUAUAUCUGUGGGAGGUAGUUCUGGUGGGAAAGUAGGUACAUCUGGUGGAGAAGGCGAAUGGACGUCCCAUUACGGGCUGGCCCUCGACCUGUACACGCAUUUCACCUCCCCGAUCCGCCGCUACACUGACGUCAUCGUGCACCGCCAGCUGGCGGCCGCGCUGGCGGCAGAGGAGAGGCUUAUAGCGAGGAUGGGGCUGAGCAGCAGUGUGAAGUGGGAGAAGAGGGGGUUGGGUGCAGGAGGGGAAGCAGGAGGAGCAGGAGAAGCAGGCGAAGCAGGAGAAGCAGGUGGGGCGACAAGUGAGAAAGGAGAGAGGGGUGGAGCAGAAGGAGCAGGAGGGAAUAGGCAUGAGGUGAGUGGUGAUGUCAACGUUACGCUGCUUAGGAAGCUGACUGGGAUAGCGGCUGGAGGUAGGGUGCUCACUGCUGUGGGGGAUCCGCUGGGGCUGCUGGCAGGGUGUGGAAGGAGUGGAGGGAGUGGAGGGAGUGGAGGGAGUGGAGGAGAGGGGAAGGGAGACGGGAGGGGAGAGUUUGCAGGGGAGGAGGGUAUGCAGGGAGGGCGAGGUGGGAGAGGAGGGACAGGAGGGAGAGGAGGGACAGGAGGGAGAGGAGGGACAGGAGGGAGAGGAGGGACAGGAGGGAGAGGAGGGACAGGAGGGAGACGGGGAGGGAGACGGGGAGGGAGAGGACGGGGAGGAGGAAGGGGAGGGCGAGGAGGAGGAGAGGGGAAUGAAGACAAGAAGAUCUUGUUACGUCGCGAGCUGGUAACCGCAGUGCGGCAUGAGUGCCAGCUGGUGCACAAGGAACGAGCGAUGCCGCCCGCCGACGCCGUCGCUGACGUGGCGACACGGUGCAACGAGAGGAAGCUCGCCGCCCGAUACGCGCAGGAGGCGAGCGAGCGGCUGUUCCUGUGCCUGCUGCUGCGCCGCACCCAGGGGUGCCUCUCCAACGCGCGGGCGAGUGCUACGCUUAUAUGCAAGCAGGAGGCGAGCGAGCGGCUGUUCCUGUGCCUGCUGCUGCGCCGCACCCAGGGGUGCCUUUCUAAGGCCUGGGUGACCGCAAUUGGGCCGCGCUACAUGAGCGUCUACAUUGAACGCUUUGGGAUGGAGCGACCCAUUCAUUUCAACUCCAUCCCCAACACCACCUGCCAAUGGGUUGCUGCCACUAGUACUGUCAUCAUCAGCGCCAAGCCUCCACCCUCCGAGGCUAACGCCAAGGCUCGGAACGGAAAGGCUCGGAAAGACCAUGCUCGGAACGGCGAGGCUGGGAGCGCCUCAGAGUGCAAGGCAGCAGCAGUGAAAGGUCUACCAGCAGAUGAUCUAGCCCAUCUGAUAUCACCAUCAGCGUUGGUUCAGAAUGAUGGUGGUGGUGGUGGUGGUGGUGGUGGUGGUGGUGGUGGUGAGGAGAGCAGUACCAAUGCAGUGGCAAAUGUAGGUUUGGAGGAUUCUACUGGAAUUGCAGGCCUGGCAGCAGACGAUCUUGCCCGGAGCAUCUCGCCUGGUUUGCUCGAAGGAGAUGAUGACGCAGACGGUGGAGGAGGUGGUACUUAUAACGAGGAUGACAGUAUCUUGCUGGUUGAUGGAGGGCUGGCAGCUGCGGCGGAGGCGGCAGCGGGAGUGGGAGAUGAGGGAGAAGGGGGAGUGUUGCAGCCUGUGGUGCUGCCGCUGACUCUCCGUGUCAUGGCUCAGGUGCCUGUGUUUGUGCAUACCACAGGGGGUGGCAAGCAGAUGAUGGAUAUUGGGGCUCGUUUGUACGUUGGCUGA
This is a messenger RNA of Closterium sp. Naga37s-1, 5745 nucleotides long. The record is from the annotation of a GenBank genome assembly. Lineage: Eukaryota; Viridiplantae; Streptophyta; Zygnematophyceae; Desmidiales; Closteriaceae.